This is a messenger RNA of Prunus armeniaca (apricot), 561 nucleotides long. Lineage: Eukaryota; Viridiplantae; Streptophyta; Magnoliopsida; Rosales; Rosaceae. The record is from the annotation of a GenBank genome assembly.
AUGGAGGGGAGAAAGCAAGUUGGGUCGUCUUCUUCCUUUACUUCUGAGCUUUUCGGGUCCAAGGAGUCGUCAUCUUCAUCUGGGAUUUUCGGGGCUAUAUUUGCGCCUUCCUCCAAGGAACUGGUGUUAGGGAGGGAAUCUCUGCGUUCUGAAGUCACUGGGAAAAAGCUUACGGAUGAACCAUUGCACGUCAAACCUGGAGAGCCAGUUGGUGACUCUAAUGGCAGUGAAGGUGAGAGUCAGAGCAUGCCAAAUAAGGACAUGAGUUCCUUCUAUCAGGAUCAGAGAGUACAGCAACCAUGUCACCUCAGCUCUUCAAUCUAUUAUGGUGGCCAAGAUAUUUAUUCUUACCCCCCGAGUACCCAGAGCCCUGGAUUUAACUCUAUGUACAAGAAAGAUGGGACUGAAGAUGAUUCUGGGAGUGCUUGUAGAGGAAACUGGUGGCAAGGUAUGAUAUUUUCAACUUCUGUACAGGAGGUGCAUGAACUGCCUUACUGGGACUCUGGUCUCUCUAUUAUUAAGGGCCCACUUGCCGAGGCAUAUACUCAUCAAGAUAUAUAG